Molecule: messenger RNA, 1761 nt
Organism: Alnus glutinosa
Lineage: Eukaryota; Viridiplantae; Streptophyta; Magnoliopsida; Fagales; Betulaceae
Exons: 3
Coding region: 1-1761 (586 amino acids)
Source: RefSeq, a predicted model, not a curated record
AUGGGUGACAAUAACCCUAUGGCUUUGAGAGAUCACUAUCUCCCUACCACAUACACUUCUCCAACAUGUCUCAGGCUGCUGGAUGUUAUGGCAACCCACUAUGAGAUUAAGCCUAGCACUAUACAAAGUUUACCAUCUUUUCUAGGACUUAGUACUGAAAAUCCUUACGAGUUUCUUAGUGAAUUCCUAGCAAUCUGUUCUACCAUUAAAUUGAACGGGUUCACCGAGGACGCUCUAAGGAUGCGUCUCUUUCCCUUCUCACUCAAGGAAAGAGCCAAACAUUGGUUUCAUUUCUUAGCACUAAACUCCGUUACUUCUUGGGCUCAAUUACAACAAGAAUUUCUGACGAAGGUGGAAAAUCAUCCCAACUUCUCAUGGAAGGCUCAAGCUACAAGUAACUCAGUCCCAAGGGUGUACAAUCAAUCUCAAUCUACCAGGCAGUCCUAUCAACCUUCUUCCACAUACAAACCUGCACAGCAGCGGUCUCAAGCUACACCAUCUCCUCGGUUGGAUUCUAAUUUUCAAGAUCAGAUGUUACAAUUUAUGAGCAAUAUGGAACAGACAAUGACCUCUCUCGCUCAGACAAUGACCUCUCUCAAUCAGACAAUGAACUCUCACUCCCAAGCCAUUGCCAAGUUAGAGGUGGAGAUGAGACAAAUGGCUAAUACAAUCAACAAGAGGGAAGAGGGGACACUUCCAAGUCAGCCGGUUGCCAACCCGAAGGGACACUACAUGGUAGAAGGUGGUACUUCACAUCACCAACAAGUGUUGGCUAUCACCACAUUGCAAAGUGGAAGAAGGGUCGGCAAUCAUGUGCAAGAAAAUGACUAUAAGCAACUAGCCACCCCACAGAAUCUACAGAAGAAAAAGAGUAAGCAAGAAAAAACUAAGGCUUCUUCUUCAUUUGCUCCCACUCCUGAGAUGCCAUAUGAGCCCCAAGCCCCAUUCUCAGAACGUCUCAAGGUGCCUUCUCACUUUGGGAAAGAAGGAGAGAAAAUACAAGAUAUGAUGGAGGUUUUCAAACAGGUAAAAAUCAACCUCCCACUCCUUGAUGCCAUUAAGCAAGUGCCUGCUUAUGCCAAAUUCCUCAAAGAUAUGUGUACUCAAAAGCGACGAACAAGGGCCAACACUCCAAAUAAGGUGUUUCUCACUGAGCAGGUCAGUUCUAUCCUUCAGCACAGUCUCCCUCCAAAGUUCAAAGACCCUCGUGCUCCCAUCAUCUCCUGUAUUAUUGGAGACCACAAGAUUGAUAAAGCCCUCUUUGAUUUGGGGGCUGAAGUGAAUCUAUUGCCGUACUCGGUCUAUUUACAACUGGGUUUGGGGGAAUUAAAGCCCACACCAAUUAUCUUGCAAUUGGCUGAUCGAUCCAUCAAGAAACUGCGGGGAAUCAUCGAGGAUGUUAUUAUCCAAGUCGAGAAUUUCUAUUUCCCCGUGGACUUCAUUGUUCUUGAUACUGAACCUGUGGCUAAUCCCACAAAGAUGAUCCCUAUCAGGUUUGGGAAUCUAAAAGUAAAAUUAAACAUAUUUCAUACCUUCCAACAACCACCGGAUAAAGCUGAGUGCUUCUUUCUAGACUCCAUAGAGAACUUGGUUCCAGAGCCCCCUCCUUGCAUUCUUACUAAAGAUCCCUUUGAGGCUGGUAUGGCGCACAUCAAGGUGGAUAAUUGCAAUACAGGGCAAUCCAUAGGCCAAGCAAAUUACAAGCUUCCCACUACUGCCAAACUCGAAGUUCCUCCAUUAGCCAUAUCCAAAAUGUCUUGA